Rotaria socialis is the source of this 330-nucleotide messenger RNA. NCBI's taxonomy places the organism in Eukaryota, Metazoa, Rotifera, Eurotatoria, Philodinida, Philodinidae. The record is from the annotation of a GenBank genome assembly.
AUGAAUCUCUCUCUCUCUCUCUUAGGAAUAUCAAAUAAUUUAAUAAAUGAUCUAAGUUCAUCGAAAUACAUGACUAAUUUGGAUAAUCUUACAUCAUGCUGUAAUCAAAUAAAAAAAUUAGAUUCGAAUAUGUUUAGUCAAGCAAAUCGACUUGAAUGGAUUGAUUUAAGUUAUAAUCAAAUUCAAAUUAUUGAUUCUAUGGCUUUUAAUGGAACAAUGGUUCUACAUUUAGAUUUGGCUGGAAAUCCAAUUUCAUCGAUUGAAACUAAUUUUCAGGAAGUUAAAAUGAAGCAAAUUCAUUUCUCUAUACAAUGUCAUCAACAAUUUUAA